Molecule: messenger RNA, 1341 nt
Organism: Cercospora beticola
Lineage: Eukaryota; Fungi; Ascomycota; Dothideomycetes; Mycosphaerellales; Mycosphaerellaceae
Product: FAD-dependent oxidoreductase
Molecular function (GO): FAD binding; monooxygenase activity
Source: RefSeq, a predicted model, not a curated record
AUGAAGAUUAUCAUCGUCGGAGCUGGGGUGUCAGGACUGGCCACUUACCUGCAAUUGACCCAGCAACUUCCAAGAAUCCUGAAAGCAGAGAUAAUCAUUUACGAGUCUCGGUUGGAUGCAAAUUAUGCCUCGUCUGCACCGAUGGAUGCCGAUGAUAUUCUCUCGGAUUCGACUGCAGUAGUAGGUAAUAGUAUCAUAUUGCCGCCGACAAGCAUUCGUCUACUGCGAAGGAUCAGUCCCGAUCUGUACAGCAGAUUCAAAUCACGAGGCUUCGAGAACCACGCAUUCACCAUUGCCUCCGCACGAGGGCACACUAUUGCUCGCAUUUCGACCCAUGAUGGGAUCUCUCCUAGGGAGUGGCCCAUUUCUUGCCCGCGAUGGGUCUUGUGGGAAUGUCUUCGAGAUACCGUCGGCAAAGGGCGGAUAACUUUGGGCAAAGUCAUUCGCGUCGACAUAAACGGUGAACGACCGGCUGUGCAUCUUCAAGACGGGCGCAGCGAGACGGCCGACCUGGUCGUGGGCGCGGAUGGGGUGCAUAGCGUCGUCAAACGAGCACUAUUUGGCACAGCAGAUGCCUUCGCCCCGCAAUUCGAGGGCUACCGUGGUGUAGGCUCCUUUCUAAACAUGCCGGAAAUGCCCGAGGCUAUCACGAAGCACCGCAGCGUCGUUGUAACGUUCGGUCCCACGGGCUCAUUCGGCUACGCUGCAGCAGCGCCUCUGUCGCAGCAGACAUUGGGCUGGUGGUCGAAUUGGCCGACGGAGUGUCCUCCCAGAAGCAACCAAGUGGAUGCAUUGGAAGUGCAGAAACAGCUGCAGAUGAGGCAUGGAACCUGGAAGGACCCGAUCAUUCAAAAGUGCAUCGCUACCUCUUCAACAGAUCGAGUAUAUCCGCUGUGGACCACUCCCACUCUUCCCCACUGGGGUGAAAGGGGAUGUGUGCUGCUAGGCGACGCCGCCCACUCAUUGCAGGCCACCAGCGGCCAAGGCGCCGCCCAGGCAAUUGAAGAUAGCGUAACCUUUUCGCUGCUGUUGUGUAAACUAAUCGAGCGAGCCAGCAUCAAACACGACAGAACAUAUGCGGUCGAACAAAGUGUUGAUGCUGCUAUCCGAGGCCUGUAUGAGCUCAGGCACGAGCGGGUGGCGAGGAUCAAAAUACGCGCCCGCAAUCUGUAUUUCGGUGGUCGUCAGGCCAGGAACCUAUAUUGGGAAGUCAUCUACUACUGUUUUCUCUUGCUCGUCACACGCUGGCCACUUCUGGGUCGUUGGAUCAUUGGCAACGCUUUUACCGAAACACAAGAGUGGGAUGCUGAUGCGGAGGUAUACGCCUAUCUGGAGAGGUAG